UUCUGCCCGUCCCCUGUCCCUGCCCGCACCCCGAUGCCGGCCCCGCGCCGCUGCCCGCCCUGGGCGAUGCAAUUCUUCUCGUACGAGACGCCCAAGUCGGUGGUGGUGAGGAGCUGGGUGGUGGGCGCCACGCACCGCGCCGUGCAGCUCCUCAUCCUCGCCUACUUCAUCGGCUGGGUGUUCCUCCAUGAGAAAGCCUACCAGGUGCGGGACACCGUCAUCGAGUCCUCGGUGGUCACCAAGGUGAAGGGCAUCGGGAGCUAUGCGGGGCGCGUGCUGGACACGGCCGACUACGUCACCCCCCCCCAGGGCACCUCCGUGUUCGUGGUGGUCACCAAGCAGAUCCUGACGGAGCAGCAGGCGCAGGGGCUCUGCCCCGAGAGCGAAGCCGCGUUCCGGUGCCGCAGCGACCGCGACUGCCGCGACAGGAGCCCCACCAGCGGCAGCGGGCUGCUCACCGGCCGGUGCGUGCCCUACAACGAGACCCUGCGCACCUGCGAGAUCCGGGGCUGGUGCCCGCCCGAGGUGGACACGGUGGACGUCCCCAUCAUGCUGGAGGCCGAGAACUUCACCCUCUUCAUCAAGAACAGCAUCCGCUUCCCACUCUUCGGCUUCGAGAAGGCCAACCUCCCCCCGCCCGGCGCCGGGGGGGACCUGGGGCGCUGCCGCUUCCACCCGCAGCUCCAACCGCUCUGCCCCAUCCUGCGCCUCGGGGACGUGGUGCGGCUCGCGGGGCAGGACUUCCGCACGCUGGCCUCCACCGGGGGGGUGCUGGCCAUCAAGAUCGGGUGGGUUUGCGACCUGGACCGCGGUGGAGAGCGCUGCCUGCCCCACUACUCCUUCACCCGCCUGGACGGGCUGUCCCACGCCACCGGCUACAACUUCAGGCAUGCCCGGUACCACCACUGCCAGGACGGCCCCGAGCGCCGCACCCUCACCAAAGCCUUCGGCAUCCGCUUUGACGUGCUGGUGUACGGCCAUGCCGGGAAGUUCGGCAUCAUCCCCACCCUCAUCAACACGGUGGCAGCGUUCACCUCCAUCGGUGUGGGCACGGUGCUGUGCGACAUCAUCCUGCUCAACUUCCUGAAGGGAGCUGAGCACUACAAGGCCCGCAAGUUCGAGGAGGUCAGUGGGGCUGGGGCUGCCAUGGGGCUGGGUCAGGCCACACAGGGGGAUGUGUGGGGCUGGAUGGGAGGUACACGCUCAGGCAGUGCCUCUGACCCCUGCGGUGCCCUGGCCAUGGGGCAGGGACUAACCCAGGCCCACGCGCUGCCCCCCAGGUGCCAGAGGCAGACAUGGCGCAGUCCCCGGGCAGCCCCACGGCGCCGGCCCCCGGGGGGCUGGGCCUCUGCCCCCGGGACAAGCAAUCCACGGACUCUGGCACCUUCUCCCUCGGCCACUAGCACCAGGCACAGGGAUGUGGGGAGGACCCUGGGCUCCAGGGGUGUCCCAUAGGGGCCACCCAAGGUUUGCACUGGGGCCACGGUGCCCAGGACUCAUUGGGACCCCCAAGAAGCUCCAACUGCCCCAUCUGACCCCGGUGCCCACCCUGGGUGCCCCAGCCGUGUCCCUGUGUUCCAGUGCCCAUCACUGCGUGUCCCAGCCCUGCCCAUGUCCCCAGGGUGCCCCAAGCCCUGAGGUGCCACUUUCCCAUGGGCCCCCACCACUUCCCCAGGUCCCUGAGGCUCCCACAUCUCCACCCAGGGUGGCCGGGAGGGCUGGGGCUGCUUCCUGGGUCAGUGGGUGCUGCUGGGUGCCAGGGCUGAGCCCCCUGGAAGAGUGCUGAGCCCUCCAGUGACCCCAGCACCCCCCUGCUCCCCCAGCCCCACACCGGGGGCUGCACCCCCCACCCCAAUAAACCUUUGGCUCACUGCA
Pezoporus occidentalis (night parrot) is the source of this 1875-nucleotide messenger RNA. It is a transcript of the gene P2RX3, whose product is annotated as purinergic receptor P2X 3. Gene Ontology annotation, biological process: response to ATP; calcium ion transmembrane transport. NCBI's taxonomy places the organism in Eukaryota, Metazoa, Chordata, Aves, Psittaciformes, Psittacidae. The record is from RefSeq and is a predicted model, not a curated record. The transcript has 11 exons. Gene Ontology annotation, molecular function: extracellularly ATP-gated monoatomic cation channel activity; purinergic nucleotide receptor activity; ATP binding. Bases 34 to 1455 code for a protein of 473 amino acids. Gene Ontology annotation, cellular component: plasma membrane; nuclear inner membrane.